AUGUUUGCCGGCAAGCGUUUGAGCAAAGUAUGUAAUUUCAUCUCCCCGCUCAAUAAAGAAUCGUGCAAACUGACGCUGCAUGUACAUCUGCAGGAGCUCCUGAAGAUGAAGGAACAUCUCCCGCCCGGCAUCUCAAUAGUCAAAGACGACAAUCUCGAAGAAUGGCAAAUGGACAUUAAAGUCCUUGAUGACAACCCGCUCUACAAGGACCAGACCUACCGACUCAAAUUCACCUUUGGGUCGAAAUAUCCCAUAGAACCACCAGAAGUCCAAUUUAUCGAACUCCCCAGUACAUCCGGUACCCCACGGCCCAUCCCCAUUCACCCCCACAUUUAUAGCAACGGCAUCAUCUGCCUCGACCUCCUCAGCUCCGCCGGCUGGUCGCCUGUGCAGACGGUUGAAAGCGUCUGCAUGAGUAUCCAAAGCAUGCUGACGGCGAAUAACCGCAACGAACGGCCUCCUGGUGAUGCUGAAUUCGUCUCAUAUAACAAGCGCCGCCCACGCGAUAUCGCUUUCAUGUACGAUGAUGAUAAUGUGUAG
Molecule: messenger RNA, 540 nt
Organism: Aspergillus viridinutans
Lineage: Eukaryota; Fungi; Ascomycota; Eurotiomycetes; Eurotiales; Aspergillaceae
Product: ubiquitin-conjugating enzyme E2
Exons: 3
Coding region: 1-540 (179 amino acids)
Biological process (GO): protein polyubiquitination; proteasome-mediated ubiquitin-dependent protein catabolic process
Cellular component (GO): nucleus
Molecular function (GO): ubiquitin conjugating enzyme activity
Source: RefSeq, a predicted model, not a curated record